This is a messenger RNA of Mytilus trossulus (common blue mussel), 2530 nucleotides long. RefSeq lists its product as uncharacterized. NCBI's taxonomy places the organism in Eukaryota, Metazoa, Mollusca, Bivalvia, Mytilida, Mytilidae. The record is from RefSeq and is a predicted model, not a curated record. The coding region runs from base 429 to 1655 and encodes 408 amino acids. The transcript has 14 exons.
AAAUCUUGAUCAGUUAUGUACGAACAGAUGCAGCACACCAUGCUCUAAUACUAAAACAAGAGUUAUCUUCCCUUGGUUUUAGUGUCUAUCUUGAUGUACAUGAAAUCACAUCAGGUGUGGAUUGGCAGGAUUCUCUCAAUGAUGCUGUCAGGAAUUGUCAGGUGUUUGUCCCAUUAGUCACACCUAAGUAUGGAGAAACUUUAUGGACCAAUAGAGAGAUAAAGUUAGCCGAUGUUUUAGGAAAGUACAUCAUUCCAGUCAGUUUCCUGUCAGACUGGCCACCACCAUGCCUUGCAAUACAAUUUUCAACAACACAGUAUAUCAGCUGGACUACUUAUAAUACAGAUAAAAAUAAGGACAUAUUUACAUGGAAGAGUAAAGAUCUGAAGUGUGUAGCAAAACAGAUAGCAGAAAAAGUUCAGAAGUUCAUGAACACAGACUCAGAUCUUCCUUCUCUUAUCAAAAGGAAAACUGUAGUAAAGAGUUGUCCAUGUGUAGAUAGUUCUAAUCCACAAGCAACAAUAGAAAACAGAGAGGGCAAUCCACUAGUAGUUAUAUGUGUACAUCCACAACAAUCCACACUGGCUGUUGGGAUGAAAGAAUUGUUAGCGAGACACAAAUUUGAGGUUUGGUGUUCAACACAGUUAUCAAUGAACUAUCCUGAUUCUUUGACAGAUCAUGAAACUGGUAUAAAACCAGGAACAACAGAGUUACAGAACAGACAAAUCUUCCAAGAACAAGCUGAUGAAGCUGGAGUUAUUGUUCUUAUUCUGUCACAACAGUUUAUACUGUCUAGAACAUGUCAACAGCAGGUAUUUUAUUGUGAACAAAGGAAGAAACUGGUUCCAGUUUUAUAUGGUGAUUUUGUGAUACCAGGCUGGUUGACCAUAUUAACAGGUCAUCAUGUAUUAAUGAAUGCAGACAAAUACAAAGAUCAGCUUAUAGGCAGAGCAGAAGAACUACUAAUAUCUACAGAGUACGACAGAAAUUCAUCAAGAGAGACUUGUGUUAGAGAAAUUAAGUCAACUGUAUCGUCUAGGUUAUCUGUACAAGUAACUGGUAGUUCUUCCCUGAUUACAGACAUGACAGAGAAAAUUUGCAGGUCGAUAGGUACAUCUUUAGCAUCUAUAGAUAAUAUUGUGGUAGGGACAGGAAGUGGAUAUGGCGUGGAAGACAUGGUGGCACAGUCUUUCUAUCAGGAAUCACAAAGAAUGUGGAAAACUAACAAUAAAGUUCUACAUAUACACACACAAAAUCAGCUAACAGAUUUGAAAAACUAUGGCAUGACAACUCAAGUUAGACAUGAAGAUUUUCCUGCCAUUGUGGCUAGUGUGUUUGAUAUAUGCAUUGUUAUAAAAGGUAAAUUAGACAAUUCCAAUUUGAUUGACAGCUUCAUAUGGAAUGAGAAAAUGGUUAUUCCAGUGCUGUGUCAAGAUCUGGCACAAAUAUCAAAGAAACCUCAAGACAUAAGUGAAAAUGAUUGGUCCAUAUUAUCCAGUGCCAUGUCAACACCAGAACAAAUAGGACAGGUGGUGAAAUCAGUAAUUUUACAGAAUUCCUCAGAAAGACUUUCAGAACAAAUCAGCAUCAUCAAUGUACCCACUAUGAGUCCCAAUACAGCAUUAAGGAAAAUGACAACAGUAUUACUCCCUUAAUAUAUCUAACAUAUUGAAUUUUAAUUUUAGAUACAAAUGUGAUGACUUGAAAACCUAAUUUAUGAUUUAAAAUAAUUAAAGUUUAAUAUUAGAUUGGAUUUGUACUUUUUAGUACACAUUUAUGAAAAGUGAAGAGGUAAAUAAUUUGUAUAAAUUAAGAGAACAUGAUGAGCGUAGUAGGAUCAUGAUAAUCAUGAGAAAGUGGUAUAAUUGUAGCAGAAUUGUUGUAGAAGGGUAAUAAGGAUGUAGUAUCAUCUUGAAAACAACUAAAAUUAUCAUUUUCAUGCCACUUAUACUGCGACCUCACCACGAUAUGAAUUAAUUUAAUAACGUGGUGAGUCUGGUGCGAUCUAUGUCUAGUGUAACUGGGGUUUAAGGUUGAAAGUUGGACUGUUUAAAAUGAAGUAUUUAAAUUCUUAGAUAAGUUAAAUAACUGAAGAAAGUUUUACUUUCAAGCAUUCAUUUGUUGAUCAUUUUCUAACUAAUACCACCAUAUGUGUUCAUUUAACAUUCCUAAUAUUGCAUGUGUUUUUAUUCAUUUGUAUCGAAAAGAAAUAUACCUGUGUUGCAUUUUCUUUUUUUGGCAGGUCACUGUAUUGUUUUAUUGCGAAAAUUAAUUUUGUAUUGACAUGAUAAAUAUUUUGAUGAAACCUUUUAUGUGAAUUGAAUUUUUCAAUUUUUUUUUCAUUCCAGAAAGAGUGAUGAUUGAUAAUAAUCAAAUACUGUAUUCUGUAAAUUUAGAAAUUAAUACUACUUUAAUUUUAUCACAAAGGAAAAUUUAUAACCAGAUGAAUAUUAAAUAUUAGUUUAAUAGUGAAACUCAUAUUGAAAUUUUAUUAUAAUAUUCUUCAACAUGAAUACUUUACACUAGAAAU